AACUGUCUUGUGAAAACAUUUAGGGGUGGUUUUGUUCUUGAGGUGAUGAGUGAAAUGUUCACCAUACAGCAAGUUGAUUUUGGUGUUGAUCCUGACAAGAAUAGUUCUUGUGAGGAUUACAGCAGUGUGGUAGGUGGGACAAUUGCAAAACAAACUCAUUUGGGCGGAGCAGAUGAACUGUUGGAAUCAGGGAACAUCAAUUUGCCAAGGUUUGAGCUUGGACAAUGUCAAGACAACACAACUGUGGAAGAACUUCUGCGAGAUCAGUAUCAACAAGAACUACAGGAAGAAAAGCGAAUCAUGCAUCCUUCACCAGCACUUAAGAUUCUUAAUAGCUAUGGAAGGGGAUUCACUCAGUUGGAUGGAGAAAAGGUAAAGACGCCAAAUUAUGACAUAGAAUGCACUAAGUUGAGUGGCCAAAAAUUAUCAACUGAUGAAAUUCUAAGGUUAGGUGGAGAAAAGUUCAUCCAAUGCUAUUCACAAGCAUCUGAUGAAUUCUUUGGGCUUGAACAUUUCUAUUCUAGUGCAGUUCUAGGCCUUCCUGAUGAGGAAGUUAAUGACAUGGAACUCGUCCAGUGUCUUCUAGCUUCAGCUGAGAAAGUAGGCCAGCAACAGUAUGAACAUGCCAGCAUGCUAAUUAACCUUUCUAAUGGCUCAAAUCUCAAUAGAGGGAGUCCUGUUCAAAGAAUAGUAUAUUAUUUUUUUGAAGCUCUUCAAGAAAAGAUUGAUCGAGAAAUAGGAGGAGCCACAUCGGAUGAUUUGGUAAACAACCAAUCAUCAGACGUUCUAGAGGCAAUGAUGAGCCCGGAUGCUGCUCUCAUUGCUUAUUUCCAAAAGAUACCCUUUAUUAAGGUUAGCCAAUUCAGUGCAGUGCAAGCAAUAAUCGAGAAUGUAGGAGAGGCACAAAAGGUCCAUAUAAUUGACCUUGAGAUCAGGGGUGGGACGCAAUGUACGGUUUUGAUGCAAGGUCUUGCAGCUCGAGUCGACUAUCCCCUUGAGCAUCUCAAGAUAACUGCUAUUGGAACCAGAUCAAAAUCAAAAAUUGAGGAGACAGGUAAGCGAUUGAUGAGUUUUGCCCAGUCCAUGAACUUACCAUUCUCCUUUAAUGUAGUAAUGGUAGCAGACAUGCUAGAUCUCAAUGAAGGACUAUUUGAGCUGGAUGCUGGGGUAGCGGUUGCAGUCUACGCACCAUAUGUAUUAUAUACCAUGAUUCAUAGGCCAGAUAGGUUGGAGUGUUUGAUGAGGGUGAUGAGAAACAUUAAUCCCUGUGUAAUGGUUGUCAUUGAACUUGAGGCAAAACUUAAUUCUCCAGUUUUUGUUAACCGUUUCCUCGAAGCCCUUUUCUUCUAUGGUGCAUUUUUUGAUUCUCUGGGAGAUGUUAUGCAUCAUGAUGAAACAAAUAGAAUGAUGCUGGAAUCAAUAUAUCUUAGUCAGGUGAUAAGGAACAUCGUGGCUGCUGAGGGAGAGGAAAGGAUAUUUCGACACGUGAAUAUUAAGGUUUGGGGGGCUUUUUUUGCCAGAUUUGGGAUGGUGGAGAUAGAUCUGAUCACUUCAUCCCUGUAUCAAGCACAUCUGCUGCUUAAUAACUUUGCUUGUGGAAGUUCCUGCACACUUGGCAUUGAUGGGAAAAGCCUAACGAUUGGCUGGAAGGGAGCACCAAUAUAUUCUAUUUCUGCUUGGAAAUUUCAAUGAAGCAUCCUAAAUCUGGAUUCAUGUCUUAUAUUUAGUCCUCUUUUCUGAAUUUUGUCAAAAGUACUCCAAUAAAUUCUACGCCUGUUUCAGUUGUACAUGUAAGCUUAGGUAAUCUGGAAGCGACUGCAGGAUUUUGUUGUUAAUUGGACUUGUAAUUCCCUUUAGAAUUGCACAUGGCAUAGUUCAUCUUGCAGUCUCUCACUUAAGGAAUCUUAUAUGCAAUUGUUGAUCCUAUGGGUUUUCCC
Messenger RNA from Ilex paraguariensis (yerba mate), 1937 nucleotides. Lineage: Eukaryota; Viridiplantae; Streptophyta; Magnoliopsida; Aquifoliales; Aquifoliaceae. The record is from the annotation of a GenBank genome assembly.